Molecule: messenger RNA, 9248 nt
Organism: Orbicella faveolata
Lineage: Eukaryota; Metazoa; Cnidaria; Anthozoa; Scleractinia; Merulinidae
Molecular function (GO): nucleic acid binding
Source: RefSeq, a predicted model, not a curated record
ACUUUCUUGUUUGCUAUGGAUUAAAAUUUGUUAAAGGGUGAGCAAAUGCAAACAAUGGCUGGAAUAAAUAGGGGCCGCAGAGCUUUAACUUUCAAUGUGAAUCAGCUUAUGUUGAAUUUGUAUUCAGUGCAUAUUAUGGAAUCGAUUGUGUUUUCUUUUGGUCUUUGACCUGGUAAUAAUCGCCGACAUUUCGAGCAAUCUGUCCGUGGUUUCUUGAACAAACUUGGAUACGACAUCGCGAAAUAGAUUAAUUUCGUAGAGAAAUUCAAACUGUUUUAAAUGUCUGGCUGAGAAUUGACUUAAGCUUAACUAAGGCUUAAGUGUCUUCGUAAAUGACAAAGGCCCUGGAUGUGUCUCAAGUAAGCUUAUGGAUUCUUGGUUAACCAGCAACCAGUUGUCCUGUAUGGAAGAAAUUGCGAUUGCUAGAACGACAACCCCGGACACUGGUUGGAAAUAUUAAAUGAAUUUUCUUGUUGCCACUGUGAGUUUUUGCACUCGUUUGCACAGAAGGGCUGAGGUGAAAAUAAUUAGUGAUUAUCGCGUUUUAGCCAUCUCAAGUUUUCUGUAAUUUGAAUCUUCCAACGAGAAUACUUUAGUUUGUGGUAACGCGUGUUGUUUUUAAAACUGCUGCAUUUAUUUAUUAGCAAGUGUGUAUGUGUAUUGAUUAAUUCACUUUUGUAACGCUGGUGAGAUACCAGUAAUGUUCAUAUAUUUGUCUUUUUGUAACUGCAUAGCAAAAAUAGUGUUUGAUCUGAGUUUUUUCUGUAACCACUGUGUAAACUAAACCUGGAAAUUAUAUUGCAAUACUCACAUGGAUCUCUCCUUCUCUGUGUCCUCUUUGAUCUCUCUGUUGGUUUCUUUUGUGACAAUAAAAAUGUUUCCUGAAAAGUAACCUUCACCUUGAAUUGCCACUUAUUCAAUAUUCAUAGAUAUUAAUUUUGCAUUUUUUAGAUUCUUGAUUGCAUCCAAUAUAGCAUCGUAUAUUAUUAUUGUUAUAUUAUCCUCUGAUGAUCCGGGGAUGAUGAGCUUCACAAGGGGAAAAGUUACUCAGUCUUAUUGUGUGAUUCAAAUGAUUUUGGAGAAACUCUAAAUUGAAACUCCUCAUGUUUUUAAAGAUCAGUGAUUUGACUGUCUUGUGGUCUGUUGAAGGCCUGAUGCAUGCAUGGAUUUGAUUUCAAUUUAGAAACUUGACCAACCUUAAUUGGCAUAAUGUGGUCUAGCUUGUUGUUGCAGUUGUCUCAACUCAGUGGGUGCUCUGCAAUUUUAGAGAUGAAAACUAAAUACAGAUUUUUUUGCACAACCAGAAGUUUACCCACAUUAUCCUAUGUGGAGAUGUGCAUUGAAUAAGGGCAUACGGUAAUAAGUGACUGAAGUUUUUGCACAUUUUAAAUUAUUCUUAGGGGAAAGGUUUGGGUUGUCAGUAAUGGUUCUUGCAUGCUUAAGAUAAAGUAAGACUUAGAUUGUUGUAAGAUUCACAGUUAAAUCAACAAUCACGAAUGGAAAUCUAAGAGAAAUUAAGUGGUGGAAAAUAUUUAGUUGUAUUUGAUACAGUCUUUCAUUGUGAAGUAUAUUGAUAGAUUUCAAUUUUAGCUAUUUAUAAGCAGCUGAUACAGUUUGGGUUCUAAGGUUACAAUUAAUGUAACAUUAUAAAUUGAAUGUAAGCUACGUCAAAUGUGUCGUGGGGUUCCAGGAGGUAUUUCCUGUAAUUUUCACCCAGAAAAUGCAAGCUUGCAAUCUUUUUUUGGAGUACAUGUAUCACAAAUCAAAGAUGCUUGUACAUUAUUUCAGUGUACAGUGUAGUGUGGCAACCUGUCAGUGUUUGAGAAAUAAUUGUUACACCAUGUGAAUUAAGACGUGUUGAUAUAGAGUUGCAUGUAAUUUGUUCCAAGUAGGAGGGUUUUGCUCCAUACCAUGACCAUGACAUUUAUGUUGAAAAUGUUUCAUUGAUUUCUUUAUAAAUAGCAGCAACUUGUUUAUAUACAAAAUCAGAGUUAACUUGGGUGGUGGGGGAGGGAAGGGGUUAGGGCCUGUUUACAAGGAGGGAGGGUUACCCUGGAGGGCAAAAGAUAGCCCAGGUUUACAAGCAAAAUUUCACUGGUAGGGUAACCCUACAACCCAGUACAACUUAAUGCAUGGUUACACUCAAAGGGUCUGGAAAUUAGAAAGUUAAUGCGGGUAGGCAGGUUAGCCCUACCUGGAGUGUUUACAAGGGAGAAAGUUAACCUUCCUGCCAGGGUAACCCUAAUACGUAGAUAGGGUAACCUACCUACCUGGGUAACCCUGGCUGACUUGUUAACAUGACGGAGGAAAAAAGAGGAAAUGUGUGAGUGCUAGGGUAACCUGCUUGCUAACGCUGGUAACCCUCCCUCCUUGUAAACAGUCCCUUAGAAGGGGGACAGGCUGUUCCUGGUUGGGAGUCACUUGCUUUGAAGAUGAAGUGACACAGUACUGAGCUGACUUAAUGACAUGAAAUUAGUUUGGAUAUGUUUGACUCACUAACCUGGGACACUCUGAGAUGAGUAUUUGGCUUGGUCAGGAGGGACAACUCUUUUAAGUUUCAAAAAGAAGAUGGCAAAGGAGGCAUCUUGUAAUGGUUUUCUACCGUGUCUGUAGGUUUAAAUUAAAAAGUUAUUGCAAAAUUUUCAAAUGCAGAGUUCAACCGAGAAUUUACAUUAUGUAUUUGAUAUAGGAGAUCAUCCAACUGUAGUGACAUGUUUGCCGAUAGCAGUGGAAAGUUUCAAGUGAAAGUCUUUCAGAUGGCCGGCAGAAAGGCUAAGCUCAGUCAAUUCAUAUGUAUGGAAUUGUUCUUUGACGAUGUUGGUGACCUGGUGUUGAGCAGUGAAAUUGCUAACACGCUUGCAUUCAGGUUCGAGGCGAAAACCCUUGCCAAACAAAACACCUGUUAAAUUUAGCUCUUUCCAUAGCCUGUUGGCAGAAUCACAAGAACAUCACAGCCUGUGAGAUGUAAUUCCAACACUUUGAUUUGCUCCGGUUCCAAAGCUUUCUAUUUUCAGGGAGCGAGAUAGACAUUCCUGCAAGACGUCACACAUAUCUCAAAUGUUGACAACAUGUUGUCAAUGCUCCUAGCAUAAGCCAAUCAUAUUUUUGCGUUGUGAUAAUUCAAACUCUGUGGCUUAGGCUGUAGUCCCUCCUUUCGCACACGCCUCACCCAAAGGAUUUCAUGCGGCCAUUUUUUUCUUGUGGUUUUCUUUUGCGUCACGCAUGACAGACUAAGCGAAAGAGUGACUACUUGUAGUCUAUUCUUGAUAUGUCUGGAGUUAGCUUGCAAUGGAGGCUCAUGUGGGGGGGAUUAUCACUAAAAAGAGAUGAAUUAUCAUAUUUUGCAUUUGAAAAGACUCUCUGCAUUAGCCUCAGUUGCAAGCUAGUUCCAGUCCAAUUAAGAGAAUACAAAUAUAGCAUAAACAAGUUUUUUCAGCCCUGCUUACUCUGGCAAUCGAGGUACACUGGUACUAUUUACAGCUUAGAAUAUUUUGAAAUGGGAUCCUGUCACAGGUUUGACACAGUGUUGUGUAUGAAUGUUGUUGGCCCUGUAAUUUUACCAUUUUCAGCUCUGUGUGGCAAAGAUAUUUGUUUGAACUCAUCUGAAAGUGUUCAUACUUGAAUGAUUCUUCUGUAUAUCGAUAACUUGUGGUAAGAAUCUGGUCCACUUUCUAUUUUGCGCAUGACUACCUAGGUACAUAUAGCAUGGAUCUGGACCUAUUUUAGGUUCAGUGAUCACCUUACUGUUGUGAACUUAAAAAGCUUUAUAAUCGAGUGAAGUCUAUUUGUUGGUGAAAGUGUGGUUUUAGAUUUUGUUGUUUGGAAGUGAUCAGGAGGAAAAACAAGGACGAUUUGAGAUCUCCUCUAGAAAUUCAACAUCUAUGAACCAGUUGAAGUGAUGAAAUUCUACCUUCAUGAGUUUGAUGCACCAUAAUGUUGUUUUAAUGAACAUGUACUUCUGCAGCAUGUGUGGUACUGUAUUUGCCAUUACUGACUACCUUGUGUUUUGGGAAAUCGUCAACUGCUCUUUAGACCAAUGGUUUGCACUUUCCUUGUUUGGCUAUUUUUGGAGACUGCAUCGUUACUGAUGCUCACAAAUAAAUUGUACUUUCCUAACGCUUUGAAUGAUAGCCAUGCCUCUAAAUUAUGCAAAAAAAAACAAUCUACUGCAGAUGGUUCUAUAGCAUACUCAUUUAUGGUGUGUUGUGCAUGCUGUUAUAUUUAGAAAGCUGGUUUACAUGUUCCCUCUUACUGCUGUUUUACUCUCUGCUAUUGUAUACCUCUAACUAAAGGUAACUGUAACUUGUAAGCAAGGAUUAAUCAUGCUGGAAGGUUUGAUCCACAAGGUUUUUUGGAUGCAAGUUUCAAACUUGUCACCUGGGGCAAAUAUCUAGACUUGAUUUUCAUGAACGACUGUUCUGGUAGAAAUUGGUAGAGAUGUAGCUCUGAAAAAUUAAGGCUUACUGCCGAUGCACAGAUUGGUAGACAGAUUCAGUGCAUGCAAGAUUUAGCUGUAUGGUGUGACUGUUCCCUUUAAGAGUCUGGUUUCAAUUGUUGCUGCUUUCUAAGUGAGAAGCUUAGUUGCUUAAAAGGCUGGGGGACUUUUAAUAGUCAAAGUAGCAGUGAAGGCUGUCAAAGCACUUUUAGAACCAGACAUACACCUUAAUUAAUAUGUUGAAGUACUGAAGCAUACUUAGAAUUACAGUUCUGAUACAUAUUUGGCUUAUUCCUCACUUAUAAUGCACUUACAUGUACAUGUAGCAUUUUGUGAACAUUUAGUGGUUCUUCUUUGUGUACAUGAAACAGUACAUAUUUUUAAUUUUUUUUUUUUGAAACUACAAAUUGGCUGCAAUGUAGUGAUUUUUUCUUUUGGUGUGUGGACUGAAAGUAUGUGUAUUUUAAAGACAUUGAACAAACAACCUUUAUGUCAUAUGUUUGUUGGUUUUCUCUCGUACAGACCAAAAAAAACAAACAAACAAAAAACACCGAAAGGAUGGUGUCAGCCAGAUACAUUCAUUACCUUGUCGCUACAGAAAUUGUUGAUUAUCGACCAGUAAGUAAAAUAUCUCUCUGAAAGAUUUUAUUGGUAGAUUGUUAUGCAUGGCAGGAAAAUGAAGAGACAUAUAUAGUGUUACUGUCAUCACAAAGUCAUCUAGUUGAAAAGCAUCUUGAAGAGGAAUUCUAAAACAGUUACUGACCCUGGAUAAAUUUUACAUGUAAAACACCAGUGUGUUUCACAAGGUGAUUUAAUUCUCAAUGUCGCCUUUGUUUAAAAUCCCAAAGGGUGGUCAAGAGUUCAUUUCUUGUUUGAAUAUAGUGCAUGGUGAAACAGAGAGGUGUUAACAGUAGGAUCAUCGACAAGUCCUGAGAUUACAUGUAUAUUGUCUUGACAAACCACGAAACUCUAACAAUGAUUGUUAUUAGAAUCUAUAUUUAGUGGCUCUGAAUCCAAACGUUAUUAUGCAACCUUCUCAAAUUUACUUACCUCACUUAAUCCUCUUUGAGCUAAGUAGCAUUUAAGGCCUCCAGAACCUUCAAAUGAGAAACCUCCUCAAAAAACAGGUUUUUUAAAAUCAAUUUCAGUUUUAUUAUCUCUUUAAAUCAAAAAUCCCAAAUUGCUCUCUAUGACCUUUGUCAAGCAAUUAGUUGAAUGAUUGCAAGGAAAAGUUAUUCACGAGCUUGUGUCUUGUCUGGGUUUCAAUCUUUCCUCUGGUGCAUAGCAAUCUAUUUUAAGUGUUCGUUUAUGGCAGGAAUUGAUUUGUUGUGGUAACAACGGUCCUGCUAGAAUCUUCUCAGGGCAUCAAGAUAAUGGUUUAUCCUACAUGUAACCAUUUGCAAAAAUUCAAUUAGAAAAGCUGCUUUCUGAGAGGGCCACUUUUCAUUUUGAGUGACCACAGUAAUUGGGAAUCAAGCCAACCCCAGUCUAGAAAAUUCUACGGAUCUCAAAGACAAGACUUGUCGUGAUUAUUUAUUUAAAAUGUUUUGAUAUAACUUCACCCCUCGUUCAGCCCAGACCUGUGUGCUGCUGAGAGAUGAAAGUUGACGAAGGUUACAUGAGAUGUAAGGGUUUCCGAAAAUUGUCAAGCUUGGAGGGUUUGUGGUGUUUGAUUUCAUGCAAGUUGGGUUUUCCAAACUGCAAAGUUGCUCUACGCUUCACAUGUGUGGUUAUCCUGUUGCAUAUUUAAUCUGUGUGCAUUUUACUGCAAACUAAGAGAAAGAAGGAUUUUAUGAAUUUCUUUCAAAUAACAUGUUGCAAACUUGAACUUUGCAUGAGAAUUGUUCUUUCAGAUGAUGGAUGAAAGAUUCCCUUUAGAUAAUGGUCAAGAUAUGACAAACCACCAGGAAAACUGCACUCAUACACCCUCUGAGAAAUCUAAAAAUCCCAUUGUCACCACUGCUGAAGCAUCCAGUGACGAGAGCACAAAGGCAGAGUCUCCAGAACAGCCUCAGGCUAUCACCAUGGCAGCACAACCCAAGGCCUCAUUAAGCACUGUUCAUGUGCAACAGAGCUUCCAUGGAAUACGAUCGUCGAUCCCAGUGCUUACUCAUUCAGCUUCUGAGCCCACUUACCAUCAUACAAGGAAAACUCUUGUGCGAAGUGCUGCUGUGACGAGUGUGCCUUCACCCCCGCCCUCGCAUUACCCAGAUGAGGUCACAGAGGGAACACCUCCUUACAAGAAUACAAGUUUUGAUUCCAGUGACAGUGGGAUAGCAGGAGAGUUACCACCCAGACUGGAGGCACUGGGAAGAACUUCUAAACAGAGUUCACUUUCCAGAGAUGGCUCUUUUGAAUACACAGAUUCGACAGGCACUGACCUCCAUGAUUUUAUUAUAAAGACUUUAAAGAAUCCAAGGGAUCGAAAAUUUCUUAUGAGACUUGAACAGGACUUCCUGAAUUUUAUUCCAGAACCAGCCAGUCUCUUCCUCCAUUACCCACCAAUGACGUCAUACCAUCGCAUGAUCGUGCACCGAGUUGCGGCGUAUUUUGGUAUGGAUCACAACGUUGAUCAACAAACUGGAAAAUCAGUCAUCAUAAACAAGACAAUUAACACAAGAAUACCUGAAAGCAGAUUUUUAGAGUUGAUACCCAGAGAAGAAUCAGAGGACUCAGAGAGCGCCAUACCACGAUUAAUUCUUAAAAGACAGAAUACUCCUUCAGACGAUAGUACUCCUCCAAAGAUUGAUAGCCCUGUUCUUAUACAUUCUAUGGAGGAUAAACGCUCAAAAUCGAUUGAAGAAAGAGAAGAGGAAUACCACAAAGCCAGGGAAAGAAUAUUUAAUCAAGAUUCAAUUUCAUCACAGUCUUCGCAGUCGUCAAAAGGUGAUGCUGAUCUUGUGCCACCACAACUCUUACAAAGGGAAGACAUUGAGGAUGUUGAUGAAGUUGUUGGUGUUGAGGAGACACCGGAGAGGCUCCCAAUCAGUAAAAUAGGCAAAUCAAAAUCCGAGGAAGUAGAUGUGCCAAGCGACAGGUCCACAACAGGGACAACAGGCAUUCGAAUCAUGACCAACAAACCAUUCAUAAGGUCCAGCAGUAGUCCUGGUGUUAGCAAUCUAAGCGCUUCCCCUGCCUUUGAGCGUGUGUCUACUUCCGCUCGCCGAGGGUCGGAUGGAAGCCAGAGGCCUAGUCAGCGUCAUGUUUCCAGCUCACAGACUGUCGUGUCAGCACCAAUACCUUACUGGGCGGCAGAAGGGGUCCCUUUUGUUGCUCAUAAUCUACCUUCUGGGGAAGUCCAGAUGAUGCCUGUUCAAGCGGCACCUCCUGGAAUGCAAGGGAUGGUGCCUGUCAUGGCCGGACCAACUGCCGCGUCACAGCAACCUGCGAGUGGAGUGUUGUGGUCUAUGCCUCAGGAGCCGGUACAGCACGGAGUGAUGCUUAUAAACCCCAAUACAGGCACUCCUCUGCUAGGGCCUGACGGGAAUCCGCUGGUUAUGCAGCCGAGCUACCAACAAGUCAUGGUCAAACAAGGUUCAACACCAGGCUACACUCCGCCAUCUUCAGUCCGAGCCCCUGUUCAAGGUGCACAGCAGCCUUCCGCAGUAGCACAGCCGCAACAACAACAGCGGCAACAGCAACAACAACAACAGCAGCAGCAGCCUGCUGUGAAUUCUGGCCAAAUUGUUAUGCCGCAGUAUGUCGGUGUACCACAACCGAUGUAUGUGAUGCCAGCUAAUGGGCGGCCUCCUUAUGCGCCGCAACAGGCUGGAUCAGAGCACACGCCGGGAAGUCAUUGGCCAGGAUCUGGGCAGACGGUGGCGCCAGGCAAUCCGGGAUAUCAAGACAUGACCGCCCAAUUUAGCGGGCUUAGUCUGUCGGGACAACAGGCCGCUUUAGACUCCACUGCCUAUCACCAUCAACAACAAUACGCCGAGUCGGGCGUUCCAAGUUCAACUCGUACCACAUCACCAAUGUACGUGAGCAGUGUCACGCAAGCUGGCGUGACAGGUCAAAUGCAAUACGUUGUGUUACCGCAUUCUGGCAUGCAGUCUCAAGUGAGGCCAUUGAUUCAAGGCCAAACUUACGGCGGACAAGCGGCUCCUCAGGCCGCCUCCCCGCAGCAAUACCAAGGUUACGUUGUGUCGCCAACUCAAACGCCUUACCAGCAAUUCCCUUACGGUACCAUACCCAAAGAUGUCACAUCCUCAGUCAUUCAACAACACGCCCGCUCUCAAACACCACCCACCCCUCCUCAGACGGCGUCGCCUGCCCUUACGAACCAGUUUAUGUCGCAGCAACAACAUCCCCAGGCACAGCUGACAUUUUCAUCACAGAUUCCUCAACAGUCGCCACAACAGACGCACACUACCCCAUAUCAGCAACAAGCCACCUCACCCCACACCCCACAACAGCUUCUGCGACCGAUGGUACCAGUAGUCAUUCAAGGAGGUCGAGGAGUUGCUAUGGCAACUGCCGUUGGACAACAGGGUCCAGUCGGUACUCAGUUCCAACAACCUCCGGUACAUGUACAGGCACAGUAUCCGUCUAAUCAGAGGAGAAUAUAUAAUAUUGAUAGACGCUUACCUAAGGCAGGGGACAUUUACAGCUCGGACGCUGCUGUCAUGCAGGGCUCCCAUUCUUUGGUGUCCUACGGUGAUGGCACCAUACCGACUGGAUACGACAUUCAGGGAGAAAGGGGCCAGUACAACCAGUACCAAUAUCAAAGGUAUGUUCUUAAAUGAAGGUUGCCUGUCUGUCUGUCUGUCUGUCUGUCUGUCUGUCUGUCUCUCUGUCCUUUUAUCUGCCCGCC